Messenger RNA from Fibroporia radiculosa, 1056 nucleotides. RefSeq lists its product as uncharacterized. The record is from RefSeq and is a predicted model, not a curated record. Lineage: Eukaryota; Fungi; Basidiomycota; Agaricomycetes; Polyporales; Fibroporiaceae. Bases 1 to 1056 code for a protein of 351 amino acids. The transcript has 22 exons.
AUGAGCUCCAGCGAGAUUCCUGUUCUACCGCCACCCCCGACCGUUGAGGAACUGAACAAGACCUUUGGCGUGCUCCUCAUCGGUUUCAUCUUCGCCGUGACGCUCUAUGGGUUGACCUUCUUCCAGACUUACAUCUACUACUCGCGUUUCCCUUCCGACAGCAGGCUUUCGAAGUAUACGAUCGGUCUAAUAUGGGCGGUGGACACUGCAACGACCACAUUGCUGUCCCAUACCCUAUACUAUUAUUUGAUCACCAGUUUCAUGGCACCGUUUGACACGCUUAACAUCACCAAGACUUUCAUUUCAGAAAACGCACUUGCGGCAUUUGGCAUAUUCUUGACCCAGUGCUUCUAUGCGAGCCGUAUAUAUUCAAUAAAUGGGGAGAACCCUGUUCUUCCUACACUGGCCGCUGUGCUUGCCACCGCAAACCUCGCGCUCGGAAUCGCGUCAUCAGCGGAGAUUUCUGACCAGCCAUUAUUCUACAACUUCGUUAACCACACUAUCAAGGUCCUCACGGGCGUUCAAUAUGGGUUAAGCACUCUCUGCGAUCUCAUCAUUGUUGGCGCGCUCUUCUACUAUCUCCAGCGAGAAAGGUUCCCUGGUUUGAAGGUCGCCCAGGGCUGGUAUGAAUAUGUCGCCGUUUGCUUCAUCAACCGCGGGACGUGCUUCACUCUCCUUCAAUUUGUUUCACUCGUCCUGUUCGUCGCCGCACCCACGCAGCAAGUCUGGAUCCUCUUCCACUUCGUGACGAGCAAGGCUUACAUCAAUAGUCUGUUGCUCAUGCUUAACUUCCGCAACGUACACCGUGGAAAAGGUGUCGAAGAAGAGGCAAGCAUGAACCUACACGACCUCAAGAGCGGCCGCACAAGCAGCGGGCAUGGCACUCGGGGCGAGACUUCACGCAGCGUGCAAUUUGGCGUUGUUGAUACUGAGAGCAAGGGUGCUGCCAUGACUAUUGGUCUCGACACUAUUCGAUCUGGUACGGCGAUGGAUGACGAUGUGAGCGACAAGCACAUCGGUACUGGCAGCAACCAUUCAGUGAUUGAUAUUCAGUGA